Molecule: messenger RNA, 1047 nt
Organism: Quercus robur (English oak)
Lineage: Eukaryota; Viridiplantae; Streptophyta; Magnoliopsida; Fagales; Fagaceae
Exons: 2
Coding region: 1-1047 (348 amino acids)
Source: RefSeq, a predicted model, not a curated record
AUGGAACUAGAAUCAAAGCGGCUGCAGUCCCAUAUUGAGGGAAUGAAUGAGGAUAUGUCACAGCUCAGACAUGAUAAUAUGAAAUUGGAAGCCUUGUUAUUGGAGAGAGAAGAAGAAUUAACUUCCUUAAAAGAGCAACUAGCAUCACAAUUGAAGGCCCUAAAUUGCCAAAAUACUAAUUUAAAUUGUUCUGUACAUAGUCCAGUAAUAGCCCAUGAGACCAUUGGCUCUGAAGUUAUCAAUAAGAGAAAACAGAAUGAGAGAGAGCAAGAAACAAGGACUCCAAAUUCGGAGGAUUUGUGUCAAGAGGAAGAUGCUGAGAAAGAAGAAGGAAACUCAUCCUUUAACCAGUCCAAGGAUGUAGGUUUAAUAGCCCAUGCUCCUGAAAAAGAGUUGGAAGAUGAUAAGGAAAUUGCCAAUGAGGGUCCUGUAAAAGAGGGAAGAACAAGUCCAGUGGAUAUUGAUGUUACUGAAAACCUGGCAUCAUCUAGUCAGCCCUUGAAUAAGACAAACAAUUCUCCUUGGAGGAUGGAUCUUCAUGCUCUUCAAGUUUCUUAUAAGAUCAAAAGGUUGAAGCAGCAACUUCUAAUGCUUGAGAGACUGACAGGGAAGCAAGAAAGCCUUGAAGAUACAGAAAGCAAUGCUAAUGGGCAAAUUGGUAUCAAGAGUUUCCUUGCAUUGAUGUCUUUGCUGAAUAAACAACAUGAGCAUAAUCUAACUGCGAGUGGUGGACAUUCUAGUACAGCAAGACCAAAGGAAGAAAUUAAAGCACUACAAAAAUUCCUAGACGAAACAUUUCAGCUGCAGAGACACAUAGUUGCCACAGGACAGAAAUGGGUGGAAAUUCAAUCCAAGAUUGCUUCUGGAUUUGUUGGGGUCACUGAAGAAAUAAAUAAGAUUGCCAGCUUUGACAUGAAACGCUUUGCUGACAGUGUCAGAACUCUCUUUCAGGAAGUUCAAAGGGGCCUUGAGGUUCGGAUAGCUCGAAUUAUUGGAGAUCUUGAGGGGACAUUGACUUGUGAGAGGAUGAUACAUUUAAGGAGGUAG